Molecule: messenger RNA, 1404 nt
Organism: Leopardus geoffroyi (Geoffroy's cat)
Lineage: Eukaryota; Metazoa; Chordata; Mammalia; Carnivora; Felidae
Product: retinoic acid early transcript 1E-like
Exons: 5
Biological process (GO): immune response; antigen processing and presentation of endogenous peptide antigen via MHC class I via ER pathway, TAP-independent; positive regulation of T cell mediated cytotoxicity
Cellular component (GO): external side of plasma membrane
Source: RefSeq, a predicted model, not a curated record
CUUUGGAAAGUGGCCCACGGCUACUUCUUGCUGAUUACCCUCCAAGGCGUGCACAUCAGCAAUGUCGCUGGCAUACCACGCUGCACAUUUACUUUUGUCAAUGCUGCCGCCGAUACUCACUCUCUCUGCCUUGACCUCACCGUCAAAUCUCAGUCUGGACCCGGACACCCUUGGUAUGAAGUGCAGGCCUCAGUGGACAAAAAGCCUGUCUUUCAGUAUGACAGUGACAGCAGCAAGAUGAAACCUUUGGGUCUCCUGGGGGCGAAAGUAAAUGCCACCGAAGCAUGGACAGAAUUGACCCAGAUGCUGGGAGAGGUGGGGCAAGAGCUCAGGAUGAUUGUGUCUGACAUCAAACUGGAGAACAGUGUGACCAGGGGUCCCCCCACCCUGCACAUCCAGCCGUCUUGUCAGUGUGAAGCAGAACGAGGCACCGCUGCGUCCUGGCACUUCAACAUCAACGGGCAGCCAGCCCUCCUCUUUGACGCGAUGAACAUGACCUGGACAGUCACGAGUCCUGGAGCCAGAGGCGUCAAGGAGGAGUGGGAGAACAAGGGACUGGCAGACUAUUUCAGGAGGAUCUCAAUGGGAGACUGCCGUCACUGGCUUAGGGAAUUCUUAGAACACUGGGAGAAAAUGCUAGAGCCCCCAGUACCACCAAAAAAGGUCCCAGAUGCUGACCAGUCUUUACCCAUGUCAUCAAUUGCGUGCAUCAUCCUAGGAGUGAUUGUCAUCAGCUCAGUUAUCAUUGUCAUCUGCUGCAGCAUCUCAAGAAAAUUGGCCCAGAGAAGCCCAAAGAAGCCCAAAGAAGCCCUUUACCAGGAAGCAAGGCUCAGCUCUCCAGCGCUCCUUAGCGUCUGACCACGGCUGCCUCGCUGUUCUUUCGUUUUCACUCUGGCAGCAAACAGAGAACAUGAAGAGAUUCAGGGGAGCCUGGGUGGCUCUGUUGAUUGGGCAUUCGACUCUUGAUUUCGGCUCAGAUCAUGAUCUCAAGGUUUGUGAGAUCGAGGCCCAUGUGUAGGUUUGCGCUGACAGUAGGAAGUCCUAACGUUUCUUCAUGCUCAUCAACCAUUUCAAGAAUUUGUGGAUUUCAGGAUAAAAAGUCUUCCUAAUGCCCCUUCCCAGGUAAAGCCUCUUUUUGCUCAUGGUCCAUCCUAAACAUGGGCACAGCUGCCUAUUCCCGCUGAAGGAUGUAUUCAAGAAUGUUCAUGAUAGCUUGACUCAUAAGAGCCCCCGGAAUGUGAAACAACAAAUGCCCAUCAGGAAAUGAAUGGAUGAGUGAGUUAUAGUACUGUGCAACUGGAUAUCUACUGUAUUUAAAAAGAAAAAAACUGGGGCGCCUGGGUGGCUCAGUCGGUUGAGUGGCCGACUUCGGCUCAGGUCAUGAUCUCACGGUCCAUGAGUUCG